AGAACCCUGUGGAUGAUUAUGUCGAGCUGUGCCUUAACUUUGUUUGCGUGCACAUGGACUGCUGUCCCUCCGGACAUUCCGCGUAUGGGUGAUGGGGCACUUGUUAUUGUCAUUCGUCGUCUACUCCUUAUGUUCAUUGCGUAUUUCGCCCCCGAACUCAUGGCCGCCUGGGCAGCAUGGCAACUCAUGUGUGCUCGACAAGUUGCCAAGGACUUCAAUGAUGCUUUGGGUGCGCAACGCGCCCAGCUCUAC
Molecule: messenger RNA, 252 nt
Organism: Suillus bovinus
Lineage: Eukaryota; Fungi; Basidiomycota; Agaricomycetes; Boletales; Suillaceae
Exons: 1
Source: RefSeq, a predicted model, not a curated record